CUAGGCAUUUCGAUCCUUCUGAUCUGUAGUUGUCACUCGCUCCUUUACCAAAACAAACGCACUUUUUAUCUGUGUGAUAACUAGAUUUAGAUCUGUACCCCCCUGAGGAGAAUGUCCAAGUUAACUUUGAUCUCAAGCAACAAAUGUUUUGGUGGAGAACAGAGAGUGUACAGCCAUGAGAGCACAGAGGUAGCUUGUACUAUGAAGUUUGGAAUUUUUCUACCAUCCAAUGCACUUGAUGGCGUGAAGUUGCCUGUGCUCUAUUGGCUUUCAGGGUUGACUUGUACAGAGCAAAACUUCAUCACAAAAGCUGGGGCCCAGAGGGUGGCAGCCAAGCAGGAUGUCAUCAUUGUAAACCCUGACACUAGCCCAAGAGGAUGCAACAUAGAAGGAGAGGAUGACAGCUACGACUUUGGUAGUGGAGCUGGGUUUUAUGUUGAUGCAACAACAGAGAAGUGGAAGGCAAACUACCGCAUGUACUCAUACGUGGUGAAAGAACUCCCUGACCUGAUCAAUGAGAACUUCCCAACCCAGGCUGACAAGAAGGGAAUCUUUGGUCACAGCAUGGGAGGCCACGGUGCACUUGUCUGCGCACUUAAGAACCCCGGCCUCUACAGGUCUGUCAGCGCCUUCGCCCCCAUCGCCCACCCCACAAAGUGUGGGUGGGGCAAGAAAUGUUUCGCUGGGUAUCUGGGACCAGAUGAGAACCUUUGGAGGGAAUAUGAUGCUACUGAGCUAGUCAAGUCUUACAAUGGGCCCCCACUUGAUAUUCUUGUAGAUCAGGGAGCUUCUGACAACUUCCUGAAGGAGGGCCAGCUGUUACCUGAGAGAUUGAUUGAGUCCUGUGCUGAGAGCAAGAUGCCCUGCAUCAUGAGGAUGCAAGAGGGCUACGACCACAGCUACUUCUUCAUCGCUACCUUUAUUGAGGAUCACAUUCUCCACCACAUGAAGUACCUACAGUAAUCUGCAGCCAGUCUCACUCCCAGGAUAUAAUGGGCUGGACAUGUCUGCUAGAUCACGUGACUUAGUGAAAAACCUCUCUCGUCAUAGAGAAAAUAUUAUGGAUAGUUUGACUUGUUCUGUAUUAGUUGGUUUGUUGUGUAUACAUUUGGAAGAAGAUGAACACACUGUGGGAGAUUUCUUAUUCAGCAAGUCUUUUAAAGUAAUUUCUGUGAGUACUACCAUUGCAAUUUUACACCAUUCCUGUUGCACUAUUUACAAUCAGGCUUCACACAUUAUGCCUAACUUUCAAUUUCUCUGACAUUGUUGAAUGUAAAUGUUUUUUUUUCUUUUUGGUUGGAUUGGAAAUUACUUAACUAUUCUUUAUGACACUUUUAUAAUCAGUGUUGAAAACAAAAUUGAUUUAUUGCAUGUUUAAAUUUUACCAUGGGAAUUAACUGUUGCACUAGUUGCAGAGUUAAUGUACCUGAGACUUUGUCAGUAUUGGUUUAUUGCUGUCAUGUUUUUGUUGAAAACCUUUAUAGCAAUAAUUUCUUUUUUGAAACACAUUGCUAAAAUAAAAUUAUUAAACACCAUUU
Molecule: messenger RNA, 1538 nt
Organism: Physella acuta
Lineage: Eukaryota; Metazoa; Mollusca; Gastropoda; Physidae
Product: S-formylglutathione hydrolase
Biological process (GO): formaldehyde catabolic process
Cellular component (GO): cytosol
Molecular function (GO): S-formylglutathione hydrolase activity
Source: RefSeq, a predicted model, not a curated record